CGCGACCUUCCUGCUCGGAUUCGGCUUGCUCGCCACCUGGUUCCCGACCUCCUACCUCCCUGUAUCCACCCCUAGCCUCUGAAACCCCCUCAUCAGGUGCCCCUUGCGGCCCGGAUCCGCUCCGCUUGCGACUAGGCUCGUUCGCCGGACUUCCAUCUCUCGCCGUCGUGUCCUCGCUUGUGUGCCUGUUCGACUGGGUCCCGACGCACGCGUCCAUCGCAUUCUGAGACCCAUGCCUCUCCUGCUCACUGGCUUGCGUUUCGACUAGCGGCCCCUUCCCAGUCCUCACAGGCUCCUCAUUUCGCAAGAGUGUCUCGAAUCGCCCUUGAGGUCCCGUGAAGUUUCCCGCCAUGCUACACUUAGACCCGGUACGCCGCGUCCGCAAGCUUCCUUCCGCCUCAGCGCGGGUCUCUACUGCUAUGCUCGUCUUGCGGCCAAUCUUGUUCCGCAUGCGCGCUGCUCGAUCGGUCCGCUGUACCUCGGUUGCCCUGGAUCGCUCUUCAUCGUCUGCUGGGCUGUUGGCAUUCGUCUUCGGUAGAUUCUGACCCUCGCCAGCC
This is a messenger RNA of Fomitopsis serialis, 557 nucleotides long. RefSeq lists its product as uncharacterized. Lineage: Eukaryota; Fungi; Basidiomycota; Agaricomycetes; Polyporales; Fomitopsidaceae. The coding region runs from base 351 to 545 and encodes 64 amino acids. The transcript has a single exon. The record is from RefSeq and is a predicted model, not a curated record.